UUUCCCCCCAAUUCUCGCUCCCCCGGCUGAUGAGUUCCCGCCAAAUUUGCCUCCACCGGUUCUAGAAUUCCCUCCGAUUAUGCCUCCACCGGUUCAAGAUUUCCCGCCAAUUCUCACUCCACCGGCUGAAGAGUUCCCGCCGAUUUUGCCUCCACCGGUUCAAGAGAUCCCGCCGGUUUUCACAUUACCACCGACCGUACAAGAUCCACCGACAAUUCCAGUAUUCUCCACACCACCAGUCCUCGGAGAUUUCCCACCCCAAACUCCCGACUUUACCACGCCGCCAGAGGUCACAAAUCCAUGGCAACCGCCGGUGACGUCAUUCGCACCACCAAUAGAGUCCAUCCCAACAAUACCGGAUAAUCCGUUUCCGGUUACACCAAACCCGGACAUGGGUUCAAAUCAACCGUUUGUUGAGCUUCCUCCGCCUACUUGGGAUUCCCCGCCAUUUAAUCGUUAAUUCUCUUUAUAUAUUUUUAAAUUUUCGUUUUUUUUUUCAGUUAAUCAUGUAAUGUGUAAUCUAAACGCAAUAAGCC
Molecule: messenger RNA, 536 nt
Organism: Arabidopsis thaliana (thale cress)
Lineage: Eukaryota; Viridiplantae; Streptophyta; Magnoliopsida; Brassicales; Brassicaceae
Product: hydroxyproline-rich glycoprotein family protein
Exons: 1
Coding region: 80-460 (126 amino acids)
Source: RefSeq, marked reviewed